CUAAGCUAGAGUAAAAAAGUGAACCUGACGUCAAUCGAACAGGCAACCUUCUGAUCUGGAGUCAGACACGCUACCAUUGCACGACAGAUCCAAUUGUUGAUGUUAAGUGACACAGUCAAUUAUAAUCUAUGCUUUUUUGUUUUUGUUUUUGAUGGCAGUAUAGCUGUUUGUAAAACUCCCAUUUCGCAAUCACCUUGGUGGAGAAGCAGCAGCGGCAAUCAUUUCUUCUCCAAGUUCAGGUGCGUUGAUAAAAUGAGCUUAAUCUUUAGAAAAAAGUCUUCAUCAAGUCUGCAAUUGUAUCGAAGUCUUUAUGUAACUUCUUUGAUUACUCAUGUUUCAGAACCAAUUCAUUCUUCAAAACCCCUAGAAAAUUUAUGUCAUAAACUUUCAAGUUCUAGGGUUUUAUCAAGAAGUAGUCGUUUAUGUUUUUCUACGCAGUCAAGUAACAAGUUUCCUGAAUAUGAAAUGCCAACAGUAACAUGGGGUGUAGUACAAGGAAGAAAAGAAAAGCUGGUAUCUAGAGUUAUUAUUUGUGAUUAUCUAAAAGGUUUAGGUAUAAUACCUGAUGAAUUAGAAGAUUUAGAAUUACCAUCAACAAUUGAAGUGAUGAAAGAACGAGUUGAAUUCCUUCAAAAGAUUGGAUUAACUAUUGAUGAUAUAAAUGAGUAUCCAUUAAUGUUAGGUUGUAGUGUUAGAAAAAAUAUUAUACCUGUUUUAGGUUAUUUAGAAAAAGUUGGAAUUUCUAGACCGAAAUUGGGAGAGUUUAUUAAGAGUUAUCCUCAAGUUCUUCAUGCUAGUGUCGUUGUUGAGCUUGUUCCAGUGAUUAAAUUUCUUCGUGGUAUAGAUAUUGAGAGACAAGAUAUUGGUUAUGUAUUGAUGAAAUAUCCUGAGAUUUUAGGAUUUAAGCUUGAAGGAACAAUGAGUACUUCUGUUGGUUAUUUGGUUAGUAUUGGUGUGAAUCCUAGAGAUAUUGGACCAAUGGUAACUCAAUUUCCUUGUCUUUUAGGAAUGAGAGUUGGUACUAGGAUUAAGCCGACUGUUGAUUACUUGGUAUCGUUUGGCAUUCCGAAAAAGAUUAUGGCUAGGAUGCUUGAAAAACGACCGAAUGUUCUUGGGUAUGAUCUUGAAGAGACUAUCAAACCGAAUGUGGAUUGUUUAGUUAGUUUUGGCAUACGAAGAGAGAUGCUUGCAUCAGUUAUUGCUCAAUACCCGCAGAUUCUGGGGCUUCCUUUGAAGGCUAAAUUGUCUUCGCAGCAAAAUUUUUUCAAUCUGAAGCUUAAGAUUGAUCCGGAAGGUUUUGCAAGGGUCAUUGAGAAGAUGCCACAGAUAGUUAGUCUUAACCAGACUGUAAUUUUGAGACCCAUUGAGUUCCUUCGUGCAAGGGGAAUAUUUGCAGAAGAUGUGGCAAGAAUGGUUAUCAAGUGUCCACAGUUGGUUGCUCUUCAAGUUGAGUCCAUGAAGAACAGUUUUCACUUCCUCAAGUGUGAAAUGAAGCGAGCGUUCGAAGAGGUUAUAGAGUUCCCUGAAUACUUCACAUAUAGCUUGGAUUCAAGAAUAAAACCUAGAUAUCAGAGGUUAGCGAAUAAAGGGAUUAGAUGUAGUUUGGCAUGGUUUCUUAACUGUAGCGAUCAGAGAUUUGAAGAGAGGUUACAAGCUGAUUAUAUUGAGGUAGAAAGUGAAGGGCCUUCAUUUUUUAUGGGAGGGAAGUUGGAUUUACCAGGGGGUGAACUUGUCUCUGACGAGGAUGAAGAUGAGAGUGACGGUGAAGUUCUCUAUAGACGUACUGUUUCCUUGUAACUUUAUGCAAUUUUGUCUAUCUUCUUUUCAAACACAAAUUAUUGCUCGUCUUUAACCAAUCGGGCCCUUCAGCAUCUUCAAGCCCGGAGCAAAUUAGUCCCUUUCAUUGUCUUUAAAUUUCAUUCUGUUUUGUGUAACCUUAGAGGAUAAGGGAGACUAUAGUGCAG
Papaver somniferum (opium poppy) is the source of this 1964-nucleotide messenger RNA. RefSeq names its product transcription termination factor MTERF4, chloroplastic-like. Gene Ontology annotation, biological process: regulation of DNA-templated transcription. The coding region runs from base 100 to 1797 and encodes 565 amino acids. NCBI's taxonomy places the organism in Eukaryota, Viridiplantae, Streptophyta, Magnoliopsida, Ranunculales, Papaveraceae. The record is from RefSeq and is a predicted model, not a curated record. Gene Ontology annotation, molecular function: double-stranded DNA binding. The transcript has 2 exons.